GUCGAUAUUAAAUUAGCCGCGCCACUGUCACCUUCGUUACUUUGGUGCGUUUGACGUGGUUGUGUUGUCGGCACUUUUUCCUUCUUUCACUAGCGUACGGCAAAAUGGCUGAUCAGACAGAGCGAGCUUUUCAAAGACAACACGGCAUUAACGUGAACCGCAAAGCCGGGCUCAAGAAGAAGGUGCUGAGGCUGUCGAGGAAUGUAGGCUUGGGGUUUAAGACCCCUCGUGAGGCCAUCGAGGGUUCGUACAUUGACAAGAAAUGUCCAUUCACUGGAAAUGUUUCCAUCAGAGGACGAAUCUUGACUGGAGUUGUGCAGAAAAUGAAGAUGCAGCGCACUAUUGUUAUCCGGCGUGAUUAUCUUCACUACAUUCGCAAAUACAACCGUUUUGAGAAGAGACAUCGCAACAUGUCGGUGCAUUUAUCGCCUUGCUUCAGGGAUGUAGAAAUUGGGGAUGUUGUAACAAUUGGGGAAUGCCGACCCUUAUCUAAAACUGUCAGAUUUAAUGUACUAAAGGUUACAAAAGGCAGUAGCUCGAAAAAGAGCUUCAAGAAAUUUUAAUGUUACAACCGGAAAAUAAAUAAGUUUUCUAUAUAGAAA
Tribolium castaneum (red flour beetle) is the source of this 602-nucleotide messenger RNA. RefSeq names its product Ribosomal protein S11 (gene RpS11). Gene Ontology annotation, cellular component: cytosolic small ribosomal subunit; ribosome. The record is from RefSeq and is a predicted model, not a curated record. Gene Ontology annotation, molecular function: structural constituent of ribosome. Lineage: Eukaryota; Metazoa; Arthropoda; Insecta; Coleoptera; Tenebrionidae. The transcript has 4 exons. The coding region runs from base 105 to 563 and encodes 152 amino acids. Gene Ontology annotation, biological process: translation.